Schistosoma rodhaini is the source of this 1482-nucleotide messenger RNA. Lineage: Eukaryota; Metazoa; Platyhelminthes; Trematoda; Strigeidida; Schistosomatidae. The record is from the annotation of a GenBank genome assembly.
AUUGACUAUUUUAGAUGGUGUAACCUUUUUUACUGCACACACACACACACACACACACUAAAGUGUGCUCUCUUUUGUAUUUUUGAUCAAGGUCAUUCUUUUCUCUCUAUAUAUAUAUAAAUAGAGAGAGAUAAUAGAUUAAAACAAAAUCAGUAACUCAUUAAAAUUAGUAUUAUAUAAAUUGAUAAAUUGGGAUUAGUACAUUGAAUGAAUAAGAAUGAUAAGUCAUCAAACUGGACCAAGUAUUACAUUUCCUGAUCGUAUUAGCGCUGAAAAUGAUGCAGAACAAUUACAUAAUGCUUGUAAAGGAUUAUCUACUGAUGAAGAAACCAUUACUAAAAUUUUAGGACACAGAAAUCUACAACAACGUUAUCAAAUAAGAGAAACGUUUCAUAGACGAUAUAAAAAGGAUUUAGUUCAUGUAUUAUGUAGUUCAACAAAAGGUGAUUAUGAAAGUCUUAUCAAAACUUUAUUUCGUGGAAGUAUACAAAUAUUAGCUCAUGAUUUAUAUAAAGGAUUAAAGAAACCAGAUAUUGUUAAUGAGAUCAUUUGUUGUUGUAAUAAUCAUGAAAUUAUUAUGUUGAAACAAGCAUAUCAAGAAGUCCUUCAAGAAGAAGAGCCAAAAAAAGCUUCACAGCGUACACUUGAAAGUGAUAUAAUAAAAGAAACAAAACCUCCAUAUGAACAAUUAUUAGUAGCAUUAUUACAAGCAAGACGUGAUGAAGAUCCACCAGAAUUAGUAGAAGAAGCUAUAAGAACUAGAAGUACAUCAAGAUUAGUUAGUCGAAGUCAAGUUGAUAAAGAUGUUGAAGAUUUAUAUUAUGCUGGAGAAAAACGUGCAGGUAAAGGGGAUUCUGAUACAUUCAUAAAAAUUCUAACAAAACGAAGUAAAUAUCAUGUAAAAGAAAUAUGGGAUCUAUAUUUAGCAAAAUAUCAUAAUACAAUAGUUGAAGUUAUAUCGAAAAAAUUCUCAGAACCAUUUAGAUCAGGGUUAAAUACAAUGAUUAUGGCAUUGGUGGAUUUACGUCUGUUAUUAGUUUGUCAAUUGUAUGAUAGUAUGUAUGGACUUGGAACACGAGAGGAUACAUUGAUACGAAUAACAUGUUUACGAUGCGAGGUUGAUAUGAAUACAUUGAAAUCAAUGUAUCGUGAAUAUUUUGGUAAACCAUUAAUUGAAGCUGUACGAGAAGAUACAUCAGGAGAUUUUCGCAAGUUACUUUUGGCAUUAUUGGGAGAAUAACUCUUUUUGGGGUAUGAAUAUAAAAAAAUGUCUCUGGGUUAUCAUUGGUAAAUGACAAAUUAUUUUCCACUUCAACAAUGAAGCUUCCUUUUUAUUUUAUAUCCUUAUUAUUAUAAUGAAUUACUUGUAACUUACAGCUUGUUGUUAUUUACCUCAAAGUAAAGUCUAUGUAUAUCAUGAAUGUGAGAAGAGAUUUAUUGGUGUUAAGCAAUUAUAAAUGUAUGCACAUAUGCCAAUUAGAG